GCGGUAUUUCAGCACGGAUAUUUACACCAGAAAUGACUGGAUUUGUGGGUACAACAGGAAGAAUGCCCUUUUCUGAUUUCCUUGCAUACUUUUCGGCGGUAAAUCUUACAGAUUUAGUGCACCUGAGAGAAAAAAUUAAGAAGCAUGAAAACUCUAAAACACAUCUUCAUAAUUGGAUGGAAUUGGCAUUAUUGGGGACUGUUAACAUCAGAGCUCAGUUAUAUUCAGCAUAUUGGAGAAAUACACAACAGCAUAAUGAUACCGUUACAAAAACAGGUACUCGCGACAGAGUUGAGCUUGGAAGAAGGACGUCUUUGAGGAUGGCAGCAUUGGAAAGUUGGAGAAACAAGGUGGCAGUGAGAAGGAUGUGCUUGAGGCUGGUGCUCUGCAAAAAAACAUAA
Molecule: messenger RNA, 401 nt
Organism: Acanthoscelides obtectus
Lineage: Eukaryota; Metazoa; Arthropoda; Insecta; Coleoptera; Chrysomelidae
Source: the annotation of a GenBank genome assembly